Messenger RNA from Pezoporus flaviventris, 6497 nucleotides. It is a transcript of the gene MUC4, whose product is annotated as mucin 4, cell surface associated. The coding region runs from base 126 to 6083 and encodes 1985 amino acids. Gene Ontology annotation, molecular function: calcium ion binding. The transcript has 31 exons. The record is from RefSeq and is a predicted model, not a curated record. NCBI's taxonomy places the organism in Eukaryota, Metazoa, Chordata, Aves, Psittaciformes, Psittacidae. Gene Ontology annotation, biological process: cell-matrix adhesion.
CCCAGGCGGGGUAUGUGGCGUCCUGUCCUCCCCACCUGAGGGAGUGCUCACUGGUGGAGCCACCCCCUUGCGUUGCUCCGCUGGGACAGAGAGAGCUGCAGUCCUGUCCCUGCCGUCGAGAAAUCAUGAUGGGUUGCUGGGGCCAGGGGCCACUCUGGAGCUGCGUGCUGUGGGGUUUCUGGGUGCUGCCAGCUCAAGCCGAGGGGACGGGGCAGCAGCCCCUUGCCCCGGUAGAGCCGGGCAGCACCUCCCUCUUGGCCGACAGCGCUAGUGCCGAGCUGCCUCCAGACCUGGGCAUGUGCCAGGCGUUCCCCAGCUCCGCAGCUGCCCGGCCGGAGCACCCCUCUCCCGCGGGCAGGAGAACCAUCACCACCAUCUCCGUGCGCGCAGCUCUGGGAAGCACUGGCACUGAGCUGGCAUCCAUCAGGAACAAAGCCAGAGCCACAAGAGGUACUUCUCCCCUGGAGACCAAGGCCACCCUGGUGAGGCUCAGCAUGAAGCUGUCCCCUCAUGAAGCUUCAGAUAGCCCUGGUGGUCCCUCUCCAGGGCCCUUUCUGCACUCCACAGUGCACUCCACAGGGUCUCUGUUGCCCCACAUGCUCUCAGCAGGCCCUGAGGCCACCACAGCAGAGGUGGCUGCAGGUGGAUCCCUUCCAGCUGGACCCAGCAUGGCCAUGACCUUGUCCCUCACAGAUGCUGGUGGAGCAGAAGGGCCAGCUUCUGGCCAUGCGAUUAUCAGUGCGGAAUCAUCACCAGAGACACCUGCCAAAAGGACUGAGGCUCCUGAAAUCAGCCCCACCAUGGAUCUGCAUGUUCUGCCUCCCAGGGGUGGUCACUCUUCUCUACCAGCCAUGGCUAACCCAAGCCCAGCACCAGCCACAGCCAGUCCCCUCCGCAGUGCCACCACCGGCAAGACACCCCAGCCACCCCCCAAAAAUGCAGCUGUGGAGGGAGGCAGGGACAAGUCCCAGCUGAAAGAAGAUGGCAGCACCAUGCAGGCAGUUCUAGACUCAACCCCGGCUGAAAAUACAAGGGUGGGUGCUGUGGUAGGCACCCCUCUCAGUGGCAGCACCACCCUAGAGACUGCCCUGCUGGAAUCACCCUCUGCCACAGCCCAUGCCGCUGCUUGGGACCACAACUAUCAUACUGCUGGGCCCACCAUGGGCCUGGACAUGGGCAUGGACUUGGACAUGGACACAGCUUCUGCCACCACAAGGAACAGGGCUAUGGGGCUGCCUCUGCGGUUGCCCACUCUGAUGGCUGGGGUGGCUGAGCCAGGCAGUGGUGAUGCCACCUUGUUGGCACACUCUGGCCCAGGCAGCAAAAGCCCUACAGCAGUGGCCAUCAUGGGCACAGUGUCACUUACAGCUCCGGAGCUGGUUCCUGGUCUCACUCACAGUCCUGCUGAGCCAGAGGUCAGUGUGUCAUCUCCUGUCCCCAGGAGCACUCAUCUAGUCGUGGUAGCACCCUCCGUCACACCCAGCAUCACCAUCACUCAUCCAGCAUCAGGAGCAGGUGAUGCUAGGCUGGAAAGGAUCACGACAACACUCCCUUCGGCUGUCCCCAGCGGUACCUCCACUGUCACCCCAAGGCCAUUCCAUGAGGCCACCAAUAGCAGACAAGACCCAGCCUUGAAAGCUCACAGUCCAGUCACUGAGGAUGAGCCCAUAGCUGCGGGCUCCUCACUGGCUGUUGGCCUCACACACGUGUGGGAGACUGCAGCUGCAUCCCGGACAGGUGCUGGGGUUACCGCUGCUCAGGCGGACAACACCCCUUUGGAGAGCGGUGCCAAGGGUGCAGCACCCUCAGCCAGCACCGACAGCACCUAUGGGCCUGUUUCCACUAGUGGUGGCACAAGCCCAGCCACAACACCAGCUGCCAGCAUGCUCUCUAGCAACAGCAUCCUACACAGCACCUCAGCCAGAUGGGAGAACUCUGUGAUGACUGGGACCACUGCAACCAUGGUAUCUGCCACAGCAAAGGCCACCACCACCAGCAGAGCAUUGUCCCUCGCUGUAAUGCAUAUGAAGGGAGGUGGAGCCAUCACUGCAGACACAACCACAGCCACCACUGCAGACGCAUCCACAACCAUCACUGCAGACACAACCACAGCCACUACUGCAGGCACAACCACAGCCAUCACUGCAGGCACAACCACAGCCAUCACUGCAGACAGAACCACAGCCAUCACUGCAGACACAAGACCCAUAGCCAUCCCUGCAGACACAAUCACAGCCACCACGGCAGACACAACCACAGCCACUAUUGCAGACAGAUUCAAAACCAUCCCUGCAGGGAGCACUGCAGCUGUUGCGCCUGAAUUCUCAGUGAGUCCAGCCAAGGAGGCAGGAGAUGUCCUCCCUGCAGGCUCUACCAUUUCUUUGAAACCAGCUGUUACCUCCAGACCUACCACUGCCCCAGCUCCUGCCUUUGGGACACAGAAGGGUCUGGCCACAACAUCAAGCACAUCUUCCAACUCCACCACUGUUCACAGAAAUCCUGCCCCUGAACUCGCACUCACCAGUGGGAUUACAAUGCCGGCAGCCUUGCUCUACCCCUUCGGUGCAAAGGAAGGGGACCAGGAGUGUGUCCAGCGGACAGUGGAUUUUAACUCCCCCCUGUUCAAGCCAGAGAUUGGGUUCCCCUUUGGGAAUUCACUGCAGGAUGCUCUCUACUUUACAGAUAAUGGACAGAUCAUUUUCCCACCCACGGACAACUACGUCCCCUCCAAUCCCAACCCACCUCCCCAGGGCUUCAGUGGCCAGGAGGGUUUGCCGAUGGUGGCUGCCUUCUGGGACGACGCAGAUUUCUCCCAGGGUGUCGGCACUACUUGGUACCAGGAGUACUCCACACUCAGCUCUAUUCGAGACCCCCUUGUUCAUGAUGUGGAAGCAAAGAUCAAGAAAUACCUGAAAAUCCCCUAUGUAGCAAAAUGGACCUUGAAGGUGACAUGGGAGAAGGCUCCAGCAUACCCGUCCCAGAGGAAUGACACUCGGACGAGCACCUACCAGGCAAUACUCACCACUGAUGGGAACUGUUCCUUCACCCUGCUGCUGUACCAGGAUGGCGGGAUGCGGUGGGACUACACCAAGUUGGCUGCAGACAAUGUGCUGAUUGGCUUCUCCAGCGGCAAUGGCUAUGCCCAAAACAACGAGCUGACUCAGAAGCCAGCGGCUGUCAAGUACCGACCUGACCAGCACAGCAGCACCAGCACCGAUGUGCGUGGUCUGUGGGUCUACAGGCUGGACAGCCGCUCUCGGGUGAACUAUAGGCUGCGGUGCCUGGCGUGGCUGGACGCAGAGCCAUCACCAGCCGCCUGGAACGCUCAGCUCCCACCAUGCCCCUGUUCCUGGCCCCAGGCAGAGCUGGAUCCCCGCUUCCGCCGCAGUGCAGGCCCAGCAGACCCCUCCGUGAGGAUGCUGCGCACUGCAUCCCCCAGCCCGGCGGGAGCCGGGGUGCGGUGUCUGUACCGAGAUAGGAGCUUGCUUGAAGGCUGGCAGGAGAGAGCAUGGAGCCUCCUCAUUCACCCCGCCACUGAUGGGGAGCUGGAGGCAUUUGACUGGUGCUGCCGGCGUGUUGGGAAGUCCCUGUUCUGUGCAAGGUUUGCUGAGAAGAGACCAAGGGUUGGCUGCGAGGGAUAUGUGCCACCCACCCCUGCUGGUGCCUUUGGGGACCCCCACAUCACCACUAUGGAUGGACUCACCUACACCUUCAAUGGCCUUGGGGACUUUGCCCUGCUGCUGGCUAGUGAUGCCCAGACCAGCUUUGUGCUGCACGGCCGCACAGUCCGGACUGGCAUGGCUCAGGCCACCAAUUUCGUGGCCUUUGCCGCCCAGUACGUCUCCUCCACCACCACAACAACAGUUGAGUGGACCCUGGGGAGCUGGGGUGAUAUCCAAGUCCUCCUGAACCAUGAUACCAUCCAAUUCUCCUAUGCCCAAGACGUGGGUGCUGAGGUGUACUACAGCCCUGGUGUCCUGCUGGUCAAUGCCUCUUCUAUCACAGCUGUUUUCAACGGGGCCAUUGCCAUCACCAUCUCUGCCACCUCCAGGAUCCUCAGCAUGGUCUGCAGUCUUCCUGAUCAAUACCGCAACAGCACCAAGGGCCUCCUGGGUGUGUGGGACCAUGACCCCGCAGACGACUUCCAGAUGCCAAAUGGUACCAGCAUCCCUGUGAACAGCAGUGAGGAGGAGAUCUACAGCUAUGGUUUGACCUGGGCUGUUGGAGGGCACAGCCUGUUUACUCAGCCUCUGGGCUUACCAGCAAUGAACUUCACACCCAUCUUCUUGUCUCAGCUGCGGCAGGAGGGUGAAAGCCAGUACCAGCUGGCAGCCUCACAGUGCCGUGGCAGCAAGGAGUGCAUCUAUGAUUCACUGAGCACAGGGGACAUGGCCCUGGGUCUGGCCACCCAGAGCUUCACAGCCGACUUCCAGCAGAAGAAGACAGUACUCAAUGCCUUCCCUCCCAUCAUCACUGGUGACGCGUCACUCACAGCCUUUAGGACAGAAAGGGUCAGGAGGCAGUACCAUGCUGUGGGGCUGGGUGCACACUUUGUCCCCCACCUCUCACCAGAGCUCAACAUAUCGGAGAGUGGCACCUUGACGUGGGAGCCCCGUGGGACAGCCCCGCUCACCAUCGACCUGGAGGCUAUUGGGUCCAACAACCUCUCUGCCCUCCUCCAGCUCCACUUCACACUUUGCAGCUGCAGCAGGAUCCAGGAGUGCGAUUACAGCAACACUGUCCCUGUGGAGGGGUCCUCCCUGCAGUUGGCAGCCUGCAGGUGUGAGGGCGGCUACUCGGGUCCCUUCUGCCAGGACCCUCCGGACCCCUGUGCCCAGGGAUGCUUCCCUGGAGUGCGCUGCGACUCCCUUGCUGGCUGCGGCCCCUGCCCAGCCGGCCUGACUGGUGACGGGCGGCACUGCUCAGAUAUUGACGAAUGCGCUCAGGGGGCGGUGUGCCCAGGGAACACCACGUGCACCAACACGGUGGGCAGCUACUCCUGCUCCUGCCCAGCUGGCGAGGAGGGGGAGGGGCCAGGCUGUGGCUCAGCCUGCGGCUCCCGCUCCUGCCCCACGGGAUACUGCAGUAAUGGGGGACACUGCCACCUGCACCCCCUCACCUGCACCCCCAGCUGCGCCUGCCCCCCGGCCUUCACCGACCAGCGCUGCCUGGUGGCAGGGGGGGAUUUUCGGCCGCUGCCCAGCGCAGGCCUGCCCCGGAGGAGCAUUCGGCUGCGGGCCAGGACGCUGCGAAACGCCACUGCCGAGGAAGUCAAUGGCACUGUCUCAGCCAUCCUGGCCUCCCUGGAGGUAAAGGCUUUCCAGUGCAACACCAACAUCACCCAAAUGACAGACAGUGAUGGCUUCACCUUCGCAGUGGUGUCUGAGUUUGCCUAUGACAGCCGUGGCACCGUCAUCCAAUUCCUGAAUGAGGAGCUGCCGGGGGCCAUCACUGGCGCCUUCAACAGGCACUGGGGACAGCGGGAAGCAGGCACUCGCCUCCUCUUCCAGCACCUGCACCGGGACAACAUCACUGACCUGGUGAAGUUGACAGUGGCUGAGCUGAGGCACUAUUUCCCUUGCAAUCUGUAUGGUUACAAAGGAUACCAGCUUCACUAUGUGGGGACCAUUGGCUUCAUCUGCAUCUCCCCUUGCAAGAAGGGCUACUGCCAGCAUGGUGGCCAGUGUCAGCACCUGCCCGAGGGUCCCACCUGCAGCUGCCUGCCCUUCUCCAUGUUCUCUCCAGCCGGUGCCCAGUGUGAGCAGCUGGCCAUCAGCUUCACUGCCUUCCUCAGCAUCUUGCUGGUAGUCGUGGCUCUGCUCUGCCUCUCACUUGCCAUCGUCUGCCUGGCCUCACACCUCUGCCACCAGCAGCGCCGCCGGCACGAGGGGGCCAGGGACACCUUCUGGAUGCCACGGCCCUUCUCCUCUCUGAUGAUGGCAGGAGAGCAAGCAGAGCCCAUCCACUCUCACCCCAUGGAAAGCCUUUGGGAACUGCAGCUCCAGCCCAUUGACCCCCUAGUCCAGAUGAGGAUCCAGAGACCCCACAUCAGGCCUCCAAGCCAGCUCCCCCAUCAGCCUUAGCUUGCCACUGGUCCUGCCCCAGCACCUCUGGGCUCACAGAGAAGCCAGCUGCUGCUUUCAGCCCCACCACCCGCUCCCAAGGUCUUCAGCAACAACGCCUGCAUGGAAGCAGGGGACUGGCAGCUGUCCUUUGGAGCCUAGUGUUUGUGGGAGGACUCACUCUGGAGGAGGUGUUUUCAUUGAAUCAAAAAUGUGCUGUUACAGUGGGUGGCCAAAGCAAGAGGAUUUUACCUUCCACUGAGGACCUUGCAGAGGCAACUGGGUUAAUCCUUGAGUGUGUCUGCACUGGGGUAUGCUUUAGUGCAACAUAACCAGACCUAGCAGAGCCAUUGAUAUGGUCAAGUGGAACAAUGCAGUGAUUAUAACCCAUUAGGAACAAAAUAGAAUAAAUCAACAAUGAUGGCAUGCUGCUAA